Chenopodium quinoa (quinoa) is the source of this 1764-nucleotide messenger RNA. RefSeq lists its product as uncharacterized. The record is from RefSeq and is a predicted model, not a curated record. The transcript is spliced from 8 exons. Gene Ontology annotation, cellular component: nucleus. NCBI's taxonomy places the organism in Eukaryota, Viridiplantae, Streptophyta, Magnoliopsida, Caryophyllales, Amaranthaceae. The coding region runs from base 427 to 1371 and encodes 314 amino acids. Gene Ontology annotation, biological process: regulation of transcription by RNA polymerase II. Gene Ontology annotation, molecular function: RNA polymerase II cis-regulatory region sequence-specific DNA binding; protein dimerization activity; DNA-binding transcription factor activity, RNA polymerase II-specific.
GAGAUAUUCGGGCUCUUGUUUCGACGAUUGAAAUCUGUAGGAUUCGGAAGGUCCCCCGACAUUGGGUGUCUCCGACACAUUGGUUGGCAUGGAAGGCUUGUAUUCCGGAGUUUUUUUUUGUUCCUUUUAAUUAGUUUGUGUUUUAGCUUUUCUUUGCUUGUUCCUCACUAUUAAAAAUUUAAAAAAAAUUUAAAAAAUGUUUCUUAGCUCGAGAAACCCGUAUUUUCUUCCGAUUUUACCCCAAAAUAUUACAGUGCUCCCGUACGACUUUGCCACCUUAUUUCACUUUUAACCUCUCACGAGUUUUUCAUUUUAACGCUGCACCAGUCUCUCUCUCUCCUCUACUAAAGCUUCUCUGACUUCUCCAUUGAAGCAGCUUCAAGCUGAGAGAUCCACAAAGAAGUUCCAUUUGUGAUUGGGAAAGAAAUGGUCUGCAGUGAGCAAGUACCUUUCAGUGGUGCUGACUUCUACAAUGGGAAUCUUUUACCCUUUCCUCCUGCAGAUCAGACCAGCGCUAUGAUGGACAGCCAAUUCUGGUAUAGAGACACAAUUCUAGCUGCUAAUGGAUUCUCUCAGGUCCCGAUGAACACAAUAUAUAAUGCUACUGAUGUCACACAUUCUGAUGCAUUGGCUGGUCUCACCCAUAUUCCUCUGAGUACUGAUCCUUUUAUCGAUCAUUCGGAAGCGCAAAACUAUGACAUUUCAGCUCUAAGAUCAAGCAUUCCAUUCUAUGGGCCACAAGAGAGCAGCGGACAUGGGGGACUAGACAAUUUUGUGCAGUUAAAUCAAUGGAUGCCCAAGGAAGAACCUAUAUCAUAUAUGGAUAUGGAAUGGCAACAAGUUGAGAGUCCUGUGUUUCCAGUACAAGCAGGAAACGUAAAUGACACCCAUGAAUUUCUGUCAAAUGUGAAAGUUGAGGCAGAUACAUCUGAUGUAGCCCCAGUAACAUUGAGAAGUGUGUCCAGAACAAACAGAGAACGAUCAAAAGAAGCUGAAACUCGUCGUAGACUCAUUAUCAGUCAAAGGGUGCAAGAUUUGCAUGAUCUCCUUCCUGCAACCUUCAAGGAUAAACGAGGUAACCAAGAGUCUGUUGUGAAUGAUGUCAUUGGUCAUAUCAAGUAUUUGCAGCUUCAACUCAAGGAAUUGAGCAGAAGCAGACUGGGAGGUGAUUCAAGCUCUGGUCCAUUGAAAUUUGAUGAGGGUUAUGGACACUACCAAUCACAUGAACAAAUGUUUGGUGAGUCUCUUGAAGAAAUUCUUGGAAGCUUAUUAGAGGAGAAUCCAGUAGCAGCACAUAAUCUUUUCGAGAGUAAAGGUCUCUGUAUGGUUCCCAUGGCUUCCACUGAUGCAUUAUUAUGCAACAUAAAGUAGAUUUUGUAAGUCAUGCUCGAGCUAUCUAGAAAUUCUUGUUGCAUAUGCUAAGAAACUUGUGCAUAUAAUAACACUUUUCCCCAACUACUCAAAACCUAUUAACUGUAGGAAACUUCUGGUCAUGGUAUUGCUUUCUUAGAAAGGCAAAUGGCAUGUAAUUAACUUUACUCGCGUUUGGUUGAACCCAAAUUUUAGACAUAUGGAAGAAAAUAGGUUUUCAGUAUACUUCCAUAUUAGUUAUGCUGUAAGUAGCUAUGGACAUGAUUUCUCUGUUCGAAGUAACAUUCUUUUUAUAUCCAAAUGACUUGAUACUUGAGAACUAAUUUUGCUUGUUUGCAAAAAAUUGUUAUUGAAUCUUAUGAGAAUCAAAGUGAUACUUUAUUUUGCUACUAA